Lactuca saligna is the source of this 438-nucleotide messenger RNA. NCBI's taxonomy places the organism in Eukaryota, Viridiplantae, Streptophyta, Magnoliopsida, Asterales, Asteraceae. The record is from the annotation of a GenBank genome assembly.
AUGGUAUGUAAGGUUUGUAUUGAGCUUGAAUCUCACCUUUUGUUUGUGGAUAAAGCUUUGGCGCAUUUUCUUACUGAGAUAGGCAGGAAGUACACAACAGUGGAUGAAUUCGAGGCUAAAUUGAAGGGAAAUGGGGUUGAGAUGCUUGAUUGCUUUAUUCAUAAUUUGUUGAAGAUCAUUCACAUAAUUUUGGCUCCAAACGUGAAGUGUAAAUCUGAUAAAGAUGAUAGUGUGAAGAAGGAGAAGAAGGAAGAAGCAAGGAGAAGUGUUGUAGUGCAAAGAUCCAAGGCCAAAUCAGAGUUAAUUGAGAUUCGAUGGCGGCGGUCGGUGAAACCAGAUCUUGUCGCCUUCUUCAUAUCCAGUGAACGUGAUUGGAAAAUGCUAGCCUUCUACUUCAGAUCCGGUAGAAACCUGGUCGUCAGUGAAAUGAUAUUGUGA